UAAAUCGUCUGUUUCACAUAAGUGUGUCUGUAAUAUAAGAUUUGAAGAUGUCCGCUCCACGAUUGCCACCGCUUCCAACAAUACGAGAUAUAUUGAAACUGUACCGCUUAAAUGCCGUAAAACGUUUGUCUCAAAAUUUUCUCCUGAACCAAAAUUUAACCGACAAAAUUGUAACGAAGGCGGGAAAACUCGCCGGCAGCCACGUACUGGAAGUCGGUCCCGGCCCGGGUGGAUUAACCCGAUCUAUCUUGAGAAAGGUCCCUGAACGAUUGGUAGUCGUAGAAAAAGAUACGAGAUUUAAACCGACUUUAGAUAUGAUAGCAGAUUCAUUUGAGGCAAUAAAUGGGAAGAUGGAUAUAAUAUACGACGAUAUCAUGAAGACGAACAUAGAGAGUCUAUUCCCGGUGGAGAAAAAGAGGAGUUGGAACGAUAAACCUCCAGAUAUUUUCAUCAUAGGCAAUUUACCGUUUAGCGUGUCGACAGCUCUCAUAGUUAAGUGGCUACACGCGAUAUCCGAACAGCGCGGACCUUGGGCGUUCGGUAGGACGAAAAUGACGUUGACGUUUCAAAAAGAGGUAGCGGAACGUUUGGUGGCUCCACCGAUGGGAGACCAACGAUGCAGGCUGUCAGUAAUGGCACAAACCUGGACAUUUCCAGUACUUCGUUUUAUUAUACCUGGCGAAGCUUUCGUACCAAAACCGGAUGUCGAUGUGGGAGUGGUGUCGUUUACACCGUUGGUCAAACCACGCACGCAACACAAUUUUGAAUUCUUCGAAAUGAUAACGAGGCACAUGUUCAGUUUCAGACAGAAGUACAGCAUACGAUGCGUCGAGACUUUAUUCCCAUUGGAACGCCGCAAAGAAUUAGGUUUGAUGAUGUACAAAUUGGCUGACUUGGAACCGACCCUCAGGCCGACACAACUUACCGUGGCGGAUAUCGACAGGCUAGCGACCGCUUUCAAAUAUCUGGUGGAGAAACAACCGGAGCUUGGAUUGUAUAACUAUCGCGCGUCUCGGCAUUUAUUACCGUUAAAAAAUACGAGGGAUAUUGUAGUACAGAACUGUGAAGAGAUGCUAGAAGAAAACUAUGCAGAGACGCUAGAAGGAAACUGUGCGGAGACGCUAGAAGGAACGAGUACCUAAGCGGGACGAUUUAUACACGGAAACGUGCAUCAAAUUUCACUUUUAUUAAAUCGCAGGUUGUAAUGCAGCGGAUUAACUCGUUACAAUGAAUUUCGGUUAGAACUGUGUGAGAAUUGUAAAUAUACAUUUAUAUACAUACACAGUAUGGCUUAAUUCUUAAAUAAAAAUAUAGUACAAUGUA
Messenger RNA from Temnothorax curvispinosus, 1323 nucleotides. Its product is annotated as mitochondrial dimethyladenosine transferase 1-like. Gene Ontology annotation, biological process: transcription initiation at mitochondrial promoter; rRNA methylation. The transcript has 3 exons. The record is from RefSeq and is a predicted model, not a curated record. Lineage: Eukaryota; Metazoa; Arthropoda; Insecta; Hymenoptera; Formicidae. The coding region runs from base 48 to 1142 and encodes 364 amino acids. Gene Ontology annotation, molecular function: rRNA (adenine-N6,N6-)-dimethyltransferase activity; mitochondrial transcription factor activity. Gene Ontology annotation, cellular component: mitochondrial matrix.